Messenger RNA from Prunus armeniaca (apricot), 435 nucleotides. The record is from the annotation of a GenBank genome assembly. Lineage: Eukaryota; Viridiplantae; Streptophyta; Magnoliopsida; Rosales; Rosaceae.
AUGGCGACGGAGCUCUUAUGGAAUUUCAAGAGGUUUCAAGCCCCGACGGUUCUGAGCCAGCUGGAUGCAGAUCUGAUGCUUAUGGCUGCUGAAGCUGGUCCAACAGAUGUAAUUGAUAUUCGAUUCGAUGGGCAUAUUUGUAAUUUGAAGAGGGAAGCUGAAGUAUUCGGGGUUUUAGGUGUGGUUGAAUUCCGGAUGUAUAAGAUAUCGGGACGGAAGGCUCGGUGGAAGGGCCGAGUCCUGGACCGAUCUUUGUCAUCCGACCUUUGCCAUGACAGGGUCUCCCCUCUGCUGUGUGUGCGCGCUGUGUGUCGUCCUUUCUCUUUGUUCUGUGUUUUAUUUUUUGCUCUCUUCUCCAUGCACACCAGUCGGGCACGGAUUGUGGACAUCAACAACAACGAAAUCUCGCGCCCAAAGCUAAUUACAUUGAGUUGA